AUGGCUGAUGAAAUCAGAGUGCCAAGUGGGGCUGGAAGGGACAUAGGUGUGGAUGCAGCUGGAAUGAUGAAGUCCCAUCAUCAGGCCAGCAUGAAGUGGGUGCGUGAACUUGUGAACUUUCCAGCAUCCAAGAUACAGAAAGAAGCUUGUAAGAAUGGCACCCCGGCCAAAGGGGACGUCUGUUCUGGGCCAGAAGGAGUGAAAGGGGGACAAAGCCUGGCAAGGGAAGGCCAAGUAAUAAAUGAGCACAAUGCCAGAGCCCCUAGCCCAGGCCUUUUAUUUCCCCUCCAGAUGGUCCAGCAGCUGAACAGCUACGAGGAAUGUCUGCAUGUCCCUCUUGGCUCAGCCGCUUUCGCUGGAUCUAUUCCACAAUGCUGUGAAACACUCGGAAGGAAAAUUGCCACUCAGUACAACAGCUUUACUAGUAAACCAUUAAAAGAACACAUUUUCCCUCCUCUGAUGGACAUGCUAAUUUAUUUUAACUUUUUCAAAGCGCCAUUUCUUGUGGACUUAAAGAAGCCGGAGUUAAAGAUGCCCCACACAGUGAACUUCUAUAUCAAGGUUGAACCCGGGGUGAUUCUGGGAAUCUGGCACACAGUUCCCAGCUGCCGGGGGGAAGAUGCUAAAGGGAAGGACCGUUGCUGGUACGAAGCAGCCCUUCAUGAUGGCAACCCAAUUAUUGUCUAUUUUCAUGGCAGUGCAGAACACAGGGCAGCUCGUCACAGGCUUAAUCUCGUAAAGGUGCUGAGCGAUGGUGGCUUUCACGUCUUGUCUGUUGACUACAGAGGGUUCGGGGACUCUACGGGUAAGCCCACAGAGGAGGGACUGACUGCGGACGCUAUUUGUGUCUAUGAGUGGACCAAGGCAAGAAGUGGCACCACCCCCGUGUGCCUCUGGGGCCAUUCUCUGGGUACAGGAGUUGUAACGAAUGCUGCGAGAGUACUAGAAGAGAAAGGAUCCCCAGUUGAUGCUAUUGUUCUGGAAGCUCCAUUUACCAACAUGUGGACUGCAAGUAUCAAUUAUCCCUUGUUAAAGAUUUACCAGAAACUUCCAGGAUUUUUACAAACACUUAUGGAUGCUUUGAGAAAAGACAAAAUAGUCUUCCCUAAUGAUGAAAAUGUAAAAUUCCUGUCUUCCCCCCUCCUCAUCCUUCACGGCGAGGAUGACAGAACAGUGCCUUUGGCGAAUGGAAAACAGCUCUAUGAAAUUGCACACAAUGCAUACAGGAACAAAGACAGGGUCAAGAUGGUGAUCUUUCCUCCUGGCUUCCAACACAACCUGCUUUGUAGAAGCCCCACACUGUUAAAAACUGUGAGAGAUUUCCUGAGCCAGCAGUGGGCAUGAGGUCUGAGAGCAGCAGAAACCUCCAGCGAAGACUUGGUCCAAACACCACCUGUGAUGUGUAUUGUUUGUGUAAAACUGUACCUAAAGAUCGGAAGAG
Myotis brandtii (Brandt's bat) is the source of this 1441-nucleotide messenger RNA. RefSeq names its product abhydrolase domain containing 12B (gene ABHD12B). Gene Ontology annotation, cellular component: endoplasmic reticulum membrane. Gene Ontology annotation, biological process: monoacylglycerol catabolic process; phosphatidylserine catabolic process. Bases 1 to 1344 code for a protein of 447 amino acids. NCBI's taxonomy places the organism in Eukaryota, Metazoa, Chordata, Mammalia, Chiroptera, Vespertilionidae. The transcript is spliced from 14 exons. The record is from RefSeq and is a predicted model, not a curated record. Gene Ontology annotation, molecular function: monoacylglycerol lipase activity; phosphatidylcholine lysophospholipase A1 activity.